AUACAAACGCGCAAAGUUUGAUGGCGCAUAAAGAUGAGAUACAACAUCAGAUUAUGAAGAAAAUAAAUCCGGCAUUCAUAGCGUUAUCAGAGACAAGAUUGACUGCUGAAAUUGAAGACAGUAAAGUGAACGUACCAGGUUAUAGUAUAAUUAGAUGCGAUGCUGAAAAUAGAAAUACAGGAGGGGUUGUUUUAUAUAUAAGGGAUGAUGUUAAAUAUGAAAUAGUAUUAGUAAAAAAAUUAGAAUCGAAUUGUUGGUGUGCUGCGAUUGAGGUGAAAGAAAAAUUGUAUAGAGGAAUAAUAAUGGUAAUAUAUCAUUCACCGAGUGCAUCGCAUGGUGAUUUCGUGAGAUUUCUGGAGGAUAUAAUAGAAGAGUUAAUAAUACGGGGAGAAUGUAUGAUAAUAGGAGACUUUAAUAUAGAUAUUAUGUUAGAUUCGUUUUAUACAAGGAAGUUACAAACGACAAUGUUGAGCUUAGGCAUGAAACAAUAUGUAAAUAAACCGACGAGAAUUACGAAAGAUAGUAAAACAAUUAUCAGUGUGAGAGCGAAGAAAUUUGUUGAUAGUAUAGUAAAUGCGUUGGACGCCACAGCACCUAGAAAAAAUUUUAAAAUUCCGAGAAUAUGGGAAGGGAAAAAGUGGUUUUCGGAUGAAAUAAGAGAAGCAGCGGCUAAAAGGGAUGAGGCAUAUAGGAAGGCAUUGUAUGCUGACACGGAACAAAAUUGGUUGCAAUUUAAAAUUGAAAGAAAUACAGUAGUUAAAUUAAUUAAGACAAAGAAGAAAGAAUAUUAUGAAAAUAUGAUAGAUAUUAAUAAAGAAAAUCCUACAUCUAUGUGGAAAACACAAAAAGAAAUAAUUAGAGGCGAACCAGGAGAUAAGAGGGAAAUAAAGAAUAUAGAUUUUGAAAUAUUAGACGGCACUGAAAGAUGCAGAUAA
Molecule: messenger RNA, 935 nt
Organism: Formica exsecta
Lineage: Eukaryota; Metazoa; Arthropoda; Insecta; Hymenoptera; Formicidae
Exons: 2
Coding region: 21-935 (304 amino acids)
Source: RefSeq, a predicted model, not a curated record